AUGUCAGGGGGGUGGGCCGAAAAGCUAACAAAUGCAUCUGCUUCGAACGUGUCGAAUGUAUCGAACGUUUCGAGCAAACCAGUGGCAACACUGCCAUCGACAUCUGCAGCAACCAAGUCUAAAACACCUCAUCCUGUCAAUGUUGAUUCAUUACAGCCGAAUACGUUCAAUGGCAAAGAAAUACUACACUACUUGAGUACGUCAUAUAACACACAUCUACAGCACGCAAAAGACGACAAGGAGGGCGAAAACACCAAGGUCUACCGGUCUUUGGAAUCGUCAUCACAGUGGAAGACCAAACCCUCCUCCACCAAAAUCGCAGCUUCUUCUGCAAAUACCGCCGGUCCAAAUUCGAAAUCCAAAUACAAUUCCAAGAACGUUAUCCGGAACCAACGGGAUAGCACUGGCAAAACGAAUGGUAAUAUAGACCUAUUGUUCGAAUUAAACAGAUCUAUAUAUCAGCAACAGCAGCAUCAGCUGGCCCAUAAGAAGUAG
Messenger RNA from Debaryomyces tyrocola, 495 nucleotides. Lineage: Eukaryota; Fungi; Ascomycota; Pichiomycetes; Serinales; Debaryomycetaceae. The record is from the annotation of a GenBank genome assembly.